Schistocerca cancellata (South American locust) is the source of this 7894-nucleotide messenger RNA. Its product is annotated as ankyrin-3-like. NCBI's taxonomy places the organism in Eukaryota, Metazoa, Arthropoda, Insecta, Orthoptera, Acrididae. Gene Ontology annotation, biological process: signal transduction. Bases 104 to 5680 code for a protein of 1858 amino acids. The transcript is spliced from 36 exons. The record is from RefSeq and is a predicted model, not a curated record. Gene Ontology annotation, molecular function: protein binding.
GAGCAGUGACAACCAUGACGAAUAAAGACUCUCUAGAUUCCGGCCGGAAGAAAAACGGCUCUGAAAUUUCAGGGUUGUGAGCUGCCAGUCUCACAGCGCCAACAUGAGUGACACGCUGAGCCCCAACAUCUCGGAUGGCAACACUGCCUUCCUGAGGGCGGCUCGCGCCGGUAACCUCGAGAAAGUCCUCGAACAUCUCAAAAACAACAUCGACAUCAAUACCUCCAACUCGAACGGUCUCAACGCCCUACACUUGGCCUCCAAAGACGGACACGUCGCUGUCGUCACUGAACUUCUGAAACGAGGUGCUUCAGUUGACGCCGCAACCAAGAAGGGCAAUACUGCGCUGCACAUUGCUUCACUUGCUGGUCAAGAGGAAGUUGUGAAACUGCUUGUAACAAAUGGUGCUGCAGUCAAUGUGCAGUCGCAGAAUGGAUUCACUCCGCUCUACAUGGCAGCUCAAGAAAAUCACGACAACGUCGUCCGGUAUCUGCUCGCUAAUGGCGCCAACCAGAGUUUGGCGACAGAGGAUGGGUUCACACCACUGGCUGUGGCAAUGCAACAGGGUCACGACAAGGUUGUUGCAGUAUUACUUGAAAAUGACACAAGAGGCAAAGUGCGUCUGCCUGCUUUGCACAUUGCUGCCAAAAAGGAUGACUGCAAAGCAGCAGCCUUGUUGCUACAGAAUGAUCAUAAUCCAGAUGUGACCUCAAAGAGUGGAUUCACUCCUCUCCACAUUGCAGCUCACUAUGGAAAUGAAAAUAUAGCAAAUCUUCUUCUCAGUAGAGGUGCUGAUGUUAAUUACUCUGCUAAGCACAACAUAACACCACUUCAUGUAGCAGCCAAAUGGGGCAAGACCAAUAUGGUAUCCUUACUUUUGGGGAAAGGUGCUAACAUUGAAUCAAAAACUCGAGAUGGACUGACACCACUGCACUGUGCUGCCCGUUCAGGCCAUGAACAGGUAGUUGACAUGAUGCUAGAGCGAGGGGCACCGAUAAGUUCAAAGACCAAGAAUGGACUGGCACCUUUGCACAUGGCAUCACAAGGAGACCAUGUUGAUGCAGCAAGAAUUCUCUUGUACCAUCGUGCACCAGUUGAUGAAGUGACUGUAGACUACCUUACUGCCCUGCAUGUUGCAGCUCACUGUGGUCACGUGCGAGUAGCUAAGCUACUACUGGAUCGCAAAGCUGACCCAAAUGCCAGAGCACUCAAUGGAUUCACUCCUCUCCACAUUGCUUGCAAGAAAAAUCGCAUAAAGGUGGUUGAGCUGCUCCUGAAACAUGGUGCAUCCAUUGAAGCAACAACUGAGUCAGGACUAACACCACUUCAUGUAGCAAGCUUCAUGGGUUGCAUGAAUAUUGUGAUCUACCUCUUGCAACAUGAUGCAAAUCCUGAUGUUCCAACAGUUCGUGGGGAGACACCCUUGCAUCUGGCAGCAAGAGCCAAUCAGACAGAUAUCAUCCGUAUUCUUUUAAGGAAUGGAGCACAAGUCGAUGCCCGGGCAAGAGAGCAACAGACACCUCUCCAUAUUGCAUCUCGUCUUGGAAAUGUGGAUAUUGUGAUGUUAUUACUGCAGCAUGGAGCAGCAGUUGACUCUACUACAAAGGACAUGUAUACAGCUCUGCACAUAGCUGGAAAGGAAGGGCAGGAAGAGGUUGCAUCUGUUUUAUUGGAACAUGGAGCAUCUCUCACAGCUACAACAAAGAAAGGCUUCACACCACUUCAUCUCGCUGCAAAAUAUGGGAACAUGAAAGUUGCAAAGCUUUUACUUCAGCGUGAUGCCCCUGUCGAUGCGCAGGGAAAGAAUGGUGUUACACCUUUGCAUGUGGCUAGUCACUAUGACCAUCAAAAUGUUGCCCUCUUGUUGCUCGACAAGGGAGCCUCUCCACAUGCCACAGCUAAGAAUGGCCACACACCUCUUCAUAUAGCAGCAAGGAAGAAUCAGAUGGAUAUUGCUACCACUUUGCUUGAGUAUGGUGCAAAAGCAAAUGCAGAAUCAAAAGCUGGAUUCACUCCUUUGCAUCUGAGCUCACAGGAGGGACAUACAGACAUGUCCACUCUGCUAAUAGAACAUCAGGCUGAUACCAACCAUAAGGCAAAGAAUGGUCUGGCGCCACUACAUUUGUGUGCACAGGAAGACAGGGUAAAUGUUGCAGCAAUUCUGUUAAAGAAUGGAGCAGAGGUUGACACAACAACAAAGGCGGGAUAUACACCACUUCAUGUAGCGAGCCACUUUGGUCAAAGCAACAUGGUUCGCUUCCUUCUACAGCACAAAGCAAAUGUGGCAGCUGUGACCAGUAUUGGUUACACACCAUUGCACCAAGCUGCACAACAGGGUCAUGCCCCAAUUGUAAAUAUAUUACUGGAUCAUAAGGCACCUCCAAACAUCCUCACUAGUCAAGGGCAAACAGCUCUUUCCAUUGCACAGAAGCUUGGAUAUAUCAGCGUUGUGGAGAGCUUAAAAGUUGUGACUGAGACUGUGAUACCUACUAAUGCUACAGCCAUGCUGACCGAAGAGAAAUAUCGAGUUGUUGCUCCAGAAACAAUGCAAGAAACAUUCAUGUCUGACUCUGAGGAUGAAGGAGGUGAAGAUACAAUGCUCAGUGACCAGCCUUACAGAUACCUGACAGUAGAUGAAAUGAAAAGCCUUGGAGAUGAUUCACUGCCAAUUGAUGUGACAAGGGAUGAAAGAAUCGAUUCCAAUAGAGAAUGUAUGGCUCCACCAACAGCAGUUGAUGAUACUAUCAGCCCACAACAUGCCAAAGAAACAUACACUCCAUUUGUAACAAAUUAUGCACCAGACAAUGUGGAUAUUAAUAGGCAUCCUGUUCAUGUUGGUUUCCUGGUAAGUUUCCUUGUGGAUGCAAGGGGAGGAGCAAUGCGUGGUUGCCGCCACAGUGGCGUGAGAGUCAUUGUUCCACCACGGCGGGCAGCAAUGCCAACACGUGUCACUUGCCGCUAUUUGAAGAGGGACAAAUUGACACAUCCACCACCUUUAAUGGAAGGAGAGGCAUUGGCAAGUCGAAUUCUAGAGCUGGGUCCAGUUGGUGCAAAAUUUUUAGGACCAGUGAUUAUUGAGGUACCACAUUUUGGUUCUUUGAGAGGAGUGGAACGUGAAAUAGUCAUACUUCGCUCAGAUAAUGGUGAGACAUGGAGAGAACACACUACAGAUGCCAGUGACGAGGCUAUUCAUGAAGCCAUCAAUGAGAGUUUUGAAGGAGAAGAAUUAAAUGCCCUGGAAGAUUCAAGUUCUGGACGAACAACUAGAAUACUGACAAAUGAUUUUCCUCAGUACUUCGCUGUGGUGUCUCGAAUAAGGCAAGAAGUUCAUGCAAUUGGACCUGAAGGUGGAAUGGUUUCCUCUUCUGUUGUACCACAGGUGCAAGCUGUAUUUCCACAAGGAGCACUUACAAAGAAGAUCAAAGUUGGACUUCAGGCACAGCCAAUUGCAGCUGAACUCACAGCGAAGCUUCUAGGCAAUAGGGUUGCUGUAUCACCAAUAGUAACAGUGGAACCUCGAAGGAGAAAGUUUCAUAAACCGAUUACCCUGACAAUCCCUGUUCCACAAGCAGCAAACAAGGGCAUGAUCAACCAGUAUUCAGGAGAUGCACCAACUCUGAGACUCCUGUGUAGUAUUACAGGAGGGACAACACGAGCCCAGUGGGAGGAUGUAACUGGGUCAACACCACUCACAUUUGUCAAUGACUGUGUGUCUUUCACAACAACAGUAUCUGCAAGAUUUUGGCUGAUGGAUUGUAGAAAUAUUGGUGAAGCCACAAAAAUGGCAACAGAGCUGUACAAGGAAGCAAUACACGUUCCUUUUAUGGCCAAAUUUGUUGUUUUCGCAAAACGUGUCGAUGUUCUCGAAGCCAGACUUAGGGUGUUUUGCAUGACUGAUGAUAAAGAAGACAAAACAUUAGAGCAUCAGGAGCAUUUUACUGAAGUUGCAAAGAGUAGAGAUGUUGAGGUGCUUGAAGGAAAACCACAGUACAUUGAAUUUGCAGGGAACUUGGUUCCUGUUACAAAGUCAGGUGACCAGUUACAACUUGGAUUCAGAGCAUUUAGAGAGAAUCGUCUUCCAUUUACUGUACGUGUCAAGGACCCACAUGCUGAUACAGUUGGCCGCAUACUUUUCAUGAGAGAGCCGAAGGUUGCAAAAGGUGAACCACCCCAGCAGCCAGUCUGCAUAUUAAAUAUUGUACUCCCUGAAACGAUAUUACCUGAAUCCGGACUGUCAGAACCAGAUCUUGUUUCCUUACAGAAGAAAUACAGCUUCCUCCGUGAUGGUGGUUUUGGUCGAAUUAAUGCUUUCCGACACAUGAAUUUACGUUUAUCAGAUAUUAGUAACUUGCUGGCGGAAGAUUGGGUGAUUCUGGCCAAUGAACUUGGAGUUUCUACAUCCGAUGUAAAUAUAAUAAAAACAGAAUUUCCCAGUAGUGUAGCUCAACAAGCAAUGGCAAUGUUGAGACUCUGGGUACAACAGUCAGGAAAUAAAGCAACAGCUAACACACUGGAGAAAGCACUGAGGAAAAUUGGCCGUGAUGAUAUCAUUCAACAGUGCAUUUUCAAUGUUGAUGAGAUGGAUGAAGCUGUUGAGAAAGUUCGGCAAGACCAAUCAGGAUUUGACCUCUUGAAAGAAGAGUUAGGACCAUCAAGAAAUGCAUCAUUACAUCGAGACACUGCAGUGGACAUUACAGCAUAUGAUGAACAAGAUUUAAUGAAGGAAUCAGAAUCUGUUGAAGAGCUUGUGCAAGCAGAGAAGAAGAAAUCACAUGAAGACUUUCAAAUACAAAAAACAGAUGUAAUACUAAAGGACUGGCCUCUGAAGGAGAGAGAUGAUGUUGAUGAAUCAGAAGAAAGGAAGUAUAUUGGUGAAGAAAAAGUUGUUGAAGAAGAAAGGCGAACAGUUGCUCAGCUGAAAGAAAUAUUUGCUCAAGAUAAGCGUGAUCGGCAGUAUGAAAGACAGCCAAUAAUUAUAUCAGACGAAGAGGCAAUGAAGAGGCACACAUCAGUAAUUACUGAAAGUGAUUCACCUAUACCUCCAUCAAAAACUGAAGAUGACACGUCACGGCUGUCAACCUCCACUUUUGAGGAUAGCACAAUGGAAGAUGAAAUGUCACAGAAGCAAGUGUCCUCUCCUGAACAGUUACCAGAGGAAGCCGUUCCUAUUAAAGUUACACUAAAAGAGGAUCAGAGACGAGAUUCUGAACUUUUUCAGGGUGUUAGUGAAGGGCUGGUCAGACUGGAUGAUUCCUACAAGGUGAUUCCAACUGGAGAAGAAAUCCUGUCACCAAAAGUUUCGAAAACCCCGCCCCCAAGUCCAGCUGAGUUCAAGGAGCAAACAGGAACAGCGAUAUGGCAGGAAGGUCCACUGUUAACAGCUGAACACCAGCCUCCUGCACAAGACAAAAGGGAUGUAUCUCAGGGAAAAAAGCAAGAGCAAGAUAAACCAGCAGAUUUGCCUUCUGGAGAACAGCAGCAGGAUCCUCUUCCUUCACAUGAAGUCACUGUGCGAGAUGAGCAGGAAGAUGAGUCUCUUGCCCAAUCAGGAACAUCCCAGGGAGAAUGCCCUAGCAGGGAAAUGCAAGAUGCGGGUGACAGAACAUCAACACCAACCAUCUCAUCAUCAGCACCAGAAGCUGAGAAGAAAGAUAUUACUGACGACAAAAGAACACAGUGAAAGUGAAGACUAUUACUGUGGAAAUAACAUUGAUCUCUAUCAUAAGUGGCAGAAAUGUGUGUCAGAUAAAAUGAAAAUGCACAGCAUUUUCCUGACAUCACUUAUAAUCUCACUUUAGACGAAACACAUAAAACAAUAAACUUCAUGCAUUUUUCAUAAUAAAAUUAUUAACUAUAUGGAACUGCUUCUGUGUAUUACUUCAUAUCUGUAUCUACACAGAGGACAUUAAACAACAACACUCUGUUCAUACAAUAAUUUUUAAUAUUUCUGUGUCCGAUUUACUGUUUGUGAUGUAACAGCUAGUGACAAUUAUUGUCACUGAACUGAGAGGCCCAGUGAAAAUACUAUGUAAAUGAAUAUAUUUUAGACACUAUCUUUGGUCAAAUGGUACUUUUUAUACCUAGAAGUUUCUCUCUGUCAAAUUCUUUGUUGUUGCAAUAUUCAUACAGAGAGUGCAUUAAUAUAAUUUCCUCUGUCUUUGUUGUUGGAACAUACAACCUCAUACUCAGAUUCAAACUGGAUACUAUGUUAAUAGUUUUGCAUAGUGUAUCUCAAAUCCUUUGAUGCUUCAAUGUGGUAAAGUGAAAAAACCAAAACAUGAAAAGGCAGUUUAUUCAUGUCACAAAAAACUUGAUAUUACCAGUUAUUCAUAUCAUGAAACAAUUGUUACUCUGACAAUUUUCUUCAUUUGUGAGAUUUCAAAUGAAUUAAGCAAAAAUGUAAUAUGGCCUGCCAAUUCAUAAUGCCAAUUCAUUGUGAGAUAAAAAUGAUUCUGAACCUGCAAAGUGCUUUACAAAGAAAGUGGAAGAACUUCUAUCAGUAUAAGGUUAUUGUCAUUGUGAAUAUGUUCUUAGACUUACGAGCACACCACUCACCUAAGCAGAAUGGAGGAAUGUGAAGUUAUACAAACGAUAUGUAAUAUUUGACUACAAAUAAUUCAAGUUCAGGUUUAGAACUGAAGAAAUUUGCACCAGUACAAGCUAUUACAGUACCAUAAUAUGUUCAUAAACAUAUGGUUUUGUAGUUGACAAAAUAUUAUGAGAUUGCUCAAGAAAGUUUGAACAACACUAUAAAAAAUAUAUAUAUAUAUAAAAAUAAAAUUCUGCAGACAUAAUUUUAAUGCUGCAUUCGUAUGUAAAAAUUACCAACUUUUCAGGACGCAAUUUUAUAUUUUAUGAAGCAAUAAAAUGCUUAAAUGUUUGCUCAGUGGGCUAAUGCGAAUGGAAAUAAAUCAUAAAUCAAGUACAGCUACUAACUAAAAUCUCUUUGUAGGCUGGUGGAAAUACUGCCAAGUACUGAACUAUUCCACUUGCUACAUUACUAAGGAAUUAUUUAUCAAUUUUGCCUUCAUAUUUGUUGUGCUGUAUCAGGCAUGCCUGGGAUAUGUUGAAAUUCUAUAAAUGUUGCAAUUACAAGUUAACAUUAAAUACAAUUAUUAAUGAAUGUGUUAACAAUGAGAUUAAAAUUUCAGUGUUAUCUCCUAGAAUAACUUCCAAACAAAAUUUUUCAUGUGUUUUAAAUUUGCUUGUGAUUACCCUGGAAAGUAACACGAUCCAUCUUGUCAGCUUCACAAUAUGUGACAUAAUUCUCAGUGGUGUGGAAAAUGGCAAAAUGUAAAAAAGAAGUUCUAUUGUGAUAUUAACUCAUUCAAUCAUCUCUGUUGUGCUAAUUUAUGUUAUUGUAUGGGUCAUGGUAACCUGCUUUAUUUCUUUAGGCAUAGAAAACACAGCAACAGUGGCUUUGGGACUCAUCACUGAACGUUCAUUGUCUUCUGAUGUAAACCUAUGAGUUGCAAGGGAAGCAUUUAUUCUGGAUGAUUUUAAUGGUGUCAACUGGUAUUAAUAUUUUUACCAUAAUCAUUGUAUACAUUUGCUUAAAUGGUAGUUUUUAGAAAACAGUUUAAAGUUAAGAAUGUCAACACAUUUCAGAACUCAUCCUGUUUGUUUCCCAUAUCCUAGCAUGUUGUAUGAAGGCUGCAUUGUGAAUUAUUUAAUAAUUCAUCAGAUAGCAGUUAAGAAGAAAAGAACUGUUGUUAUUUUUUAAAAGAAGAGUUUUCUUAGCUAAGAAAUCUAUGAUGGACUGUGCUUUGUUUUCCAGUGAUGCAUGUUAUUUCUACUAAUGAUGAAAUUGUACUGAAUGAACAGAAUGUGAUUACAGCUGAUGUUUUUAUUGGCUGAGAGUUUUGACAAAGAAAUAAAGCUUACAGAUAUAAUA